Microthlaspi erraticum is the source of this 3552-nucleotide messenger RNA. The record is from the annotation of a GenBank genome assembly. NCBI's taxonomy places the organism in Eukaryota, Viridiplantae, Streptophyta, Magnoliopsida, Brassicales, Brassicaceae.
AUGGUCAAGGUGGCGGGAGGUGGAUUCUUGUCUACUUUGGGCCGUGCUAGAGGAGUCGAGAUCGAGAUUGCGGGGCAGUCAAUGCCAGCAGACUUAGUCAUCAGUCCGGUGGAGCUGUAUGACGUUAUUCUCGGGAUGGACUGGUUGUCACACUACAGAGUUCAUCUGGAUUGCUACAGAGGUAGAGUGGUCUUCGAGCGAGAUGCAGGGAGGUUGGUUUAUCAGGGAGUGAGACCGACUUCCGGGAGUAUUGUGAUAUCUGCUAUUCAGGCCGAGCAGUUGUUAGAGCGGGGCUGUGAGGCGUAUCUGGCGACGAUUUCUAUGUCUGAGUCAGGAGCUGGAGUUGUUAUGGGAGAUAUUGAGGUUGUCCAGGAUUUUGAGGAUGUCUUUCAGUCACUGAAGGGAUUACCACCAUCUCGGUCUGAUCCUUUCACGAUUGAGUUAGAGCCGGGGACAGCACCGAUAUCGAAGACGCCUUACAGGAUGGCGCCAGCUGAGUUGGCAGAGCUGAAGAAGCAGAUAGAGGACCUUUUGUCUAAGGGGUUCAUUCGACCGAGUGUUUCACCGUGGGGAGCACCGGUGUUGUUUGUGAAGAAGAAGGAUGGAGUUUCAGACUUUGUAUCGAUUACAGAGAUUGACUUGGCAUCGGGGUAUCAUCAGAUCCCGAUAGAUGAGGCAGAUGUCAGGAAGACUGCUUUCAGGACGCGUUAUGGGCAUUUUGAGUUUGUGGUUAUGCCUUUCGGUUUGACUAACGCGCCGGCAGCCUUCAUGAGAUUGAUGAACGACGUGUUCAGGGAGUAUUUGGACGUGUUCGUCAUCAUUUUCAUUGAUGAUAUUCUGGUAUACUCGAGGAGUCAGGAGGAGCAUGCGACUCACUUGAGGUUGGUUCUGGAGAAGCUUCGGGAGCAGAAGCUUUUUGCUAAGUUGAGCAAGUGCAGUUUCUGGCAGCGAGAGAUGGGAUUUCUUGGCCACAUUGUUUCUGCAGAGGGAGUUUCUGUGGAUCCGGCUAAGAUUGAGGCUAUCAGAGAUUGGCCUAGACCUAGUAGUGCCACCGAGAUCAGGAGUUUUCUGGCUGAGUGUGAGGAGAGCUUUAGUCAGCUCAAGGAGAUGUUGACUACUACACCAGUGUUGGCGUUACCCGAGCCAGGGAAGCCUUACAUGGUGUAUACAGAUGCUUCAGGCAUUGGUCUUGGUUGUGUGCUGAUGCAGGAGGGCAGAGUGAUAGCAUAUGCUUCGAGACAGUGGCAGGGCAGUGAGCGUAACCGUCCUACACAUGACUUAGAGUUGGGAGCAGUGAUCUUCGCGUUGAAGAUUUGGAGGUCUUACUUGCUAGGUGAGACAGUACAGGUCUUCACGGAUCACAAGAGUUUGCAGCAUAUCUUCACUCAGCCGAUGAUGAACGCGAGACAGACGCGCUGGGUUGAGUUCUUGGCGGACUAUCAGGUGAGCAUUAACUACCAUCCGGGCAAGGCUAACCUAGUGGCGGACGCGUUGAGUAGACGGAGGUAUGAUUCCGCAGUUGAGCGAGAUGUGGAGUCUCUAGUUGGCGAGAUCAGUACCUUGCGUUUGUGUGCCAUUUCGCAGGAGCCUUUGGGUUUAGAGGCAGUGGAUCAGGCGGAUCUACUUAGCAGGAUCAGAGUUGCUCAGCAGAGUGAUCAGAGUUUGCUAGAUGCGACGAGAGUGACUGGUUCUGAGUAUGAGGUCUCUGCGAAUGGGACUAUCUUGGUUCGUGGGCGAGUUUGUGUGCCUAAGGAUGUGGAGUUGAGACAUCAGAUUUUGGGAGAGGCUCAUGCGAGCAAGUUUUCCAUUCAUCCGGGAGCGACCAAGAUGUACCAUGACCUCAAGAGGUACUAUCAUUGGGUCGGGAUGAAGAGGGAUGUAGCAGACUGGGUUGCGAAGUGCAACACUUGUGCCUUGGUGAAGGCAGAGCAUCAGGUUCCGGGUGGUCUUUUGCAGAGUUUACCCAUUCCAGAGUGGAAGUGGGAUAGGAUUACGAUGGAUUUCGUGGUUGGACUACCUGUUUCGAGGACUUUCGAUGCUAUCUGGGUGAUUGUGGAUCGGUUGACUAAGUCUGCACAUUUCUUGGCCAUCAAGAAGACAGAUGGAGCUGCUGUCUUGGCUAGGAAGUUUGUGCGAGAGAUUGUGAGGCUGCAUGGAGUGCCAGCUAGUAUUGUGUCAGACCGUGAUCCCAGAUUCACUUCAGAGUUUUGGAGGGCGUUUCAGGCAGAGAUGGGCACUAAGGUGCAUCUGAGUACAGCUUAUCAUCCGCAGACAGAUGGUCAGUCAGAGAGGACUAUUCAGACUUUGGAGGAUUUGCUGAGGAUGUGUGUGUUGGAUUGGGGUGGCCAUUGGGCAGAUCACCUAAGCUUAGUUGAGUUUGCAUACAACAACAGCUUUCAGGCGAGUAUUGGCAUGGCUCCAUUUGAGGCUUUGUAUGGGAGGCCAUGUAGGACACCCCUAUGCUGGACCCAAGUGGGGGAGCGCAGCAUGUAUGGAGCUACUUAUGUUCAGGAGACGACAGAGAAGGUUCGUGUUGUGAGGCUGAACAUGAAGGAGGCUCAGGAUAGGCAGAAGAGUUAUGCAGAUAGACGCAGACGAGAGCUUGAGUUUCAGGUUGGAGAUAGAGUUUAUCUCAAGAUGGCUAUGUUGAGGGGUCCUAACAGAUCCAUAGCAGAGAACAAGCUGAGUCCGCGAUUUAUGGGUCCGUUUCCAGUAGUGGAGCGAGUUGGGCCAUUGGCUUACAGGCUGGAGUUGCCUGAGAUUAUGAAAGCCUUUCACAAGUGGUUCUACAGAGGAGACUUGGGAGCCAGAGGCAAAGAUGAAGUUGAAGUUCAGGAAGUGGUUCGACAAGCAGACUCUCUGGGUGCAAGUAGGCCUCAGUUGAGUGUAGCUUAUAUGGGUGCAAGUAGGCCUCAGUAUAAGCAGUUUAGUUCAUCUGGGUGCAAGUGGGCCUCAGUAUGGACGUUUUCGGGUUCGUCUGGGUGCAAGUGGGCCUCAGUGCGGACCGGUGUGGACUUGUCUGGGUGCAAGUGGGCCUCAGUACAAGUUGUUUGAUGCUGUAGAGGAGAAAAGUUGAGUUUUUGGAGAGAUUUUCGAAUUUUACUGUUCAUCGGACUGUUCAUCGGUACUGUUCACGGGUUACUGUUCAUCGGUACUGUUCACGGGUUACUGUUCAUCGGUACUGUUCGGGUUCAUCCGCGAUUCGGCACUGUUCAUCGUCCUUCCUUUUUCCUUCAGUUUCAAUCAAUUGUCAAGGAAGAUGGCUCGUACGAAACUGUCCCUGGAAGUGAUUUCAUGAUUACCCGUGUUGCAUUCCGAGAUAAUUCUUCCAAGUAUUAUAUCAAUGAAAGGUCGAGCAAUUUCACUGAAGUUACCAAAAUUUUGAAGGGGAAAGGAGUAGAUCUCGACAACAAUCGUUUCUUGAUUCUUCAGGGGGAGGUAGAACAGAUAUCACUCAUGAAGCCGAAAGCACAAGGUCCCCAUGACGAAGGUUUUCUUGAAUAUCUCGAGGAUAUUAUUGGAACAAAUAAAAUACGUGGAGAAGAUAGAUGA